Moneuplotes crassus is the source of this 777-nucleotide messenger RNA. Lineage: Eukaryota; Ciliophora; Spirotrichea; Euplotida; Euplotidae. The record is from the annotation of a GenBank genome assembly.
AAAAUAUGGAUUCUGAGCCUAAAAAAUUAAGAAUUUUGUGCAUUCAUGGGUAUUACAACAAUGCCAAAGUUCUUGAAGCCCAACUUGAUUACUACCAGACCAUUUUCAAAGAUUACAUUGAAUUCGUGUUCGUCGAAGCCCCUCAUAAAAUUCCUGACCAAGAAGUAUACGAUCCUCGGGUCAAAGCCAAGUUCGAAGGCCCCUUCUACUACUGGAUUGGCAGUGGCAAGGGUGGUCUUGGCGAUAACGAGACAUUUCUGGAGUCUUAUAACUUCCUUUACGAAUUUAUGGAACAGAAUGGACCUUUUGAUGGCAUUUAUGGGUUUUCUCAAGGAGGAUUGUUUGUAAGAGCAUUGGUGAAAGGGAAAGAAUUAGGAUUUCCUCAUAUUACUCAUACGCCAAGUUUUAUGAUUCUGGCAUCUCCGAGAAUGCCUAAGAAAUAUCCGUUUGUUGAAGUUAUAGGGCAAGAUUAUCCAAUUCCGGCGCUAUAUUUGUUUGAUGACAAUGACACACUCGAAGAAACUUUUAUCAAUGCUUAUUGUGACAAAAGUGAACAUACCAUCAUCAGACACAAUAAAGGCCACUCACUUCCAAAACUCAUCAAUGAACAGAUGAACACCUUCAUUGACUUCAUCAGCACCCAGUACUACAACAAGUUCCACCAAGAAGUCCAGCUCAACUUCACUGUCGAUGAACAGUUCCUGGAAUCUUACAGAGCACAAGGAACAGAGAAGACCUCAAUUCGUAGUAAACUCUAACCAUCAACCCCUUACCCAA